This is a messenger RNA of Hansenula ciferrii, 2019 nucleotides long. It is a transcript of the gene SYR1, whose product is annotated as arginine--tRNA ligase. Lineage: Eukaryota; Fungi; Ascomycota; Saccharomycetes; Phaffomycetales; Wickerhamomycetaceae. Gene Ontology annotation, cellular component: cytoplasm; mitochondrion. Gene Ontology annotation, biological process: mitochondrial translation; arginyl-tRNA aminoacylation. The transcript has a single exon. The coding region runs from base 1 to 2019 and encodes 672 amino acids. Gene Ontology annotation, molecular function: arginine-tRNA ligase activity; ATP binding. The record is from RefSeq and is a predicted model, not a curated record.
AUGCUUAUAGGUUUUAGACACUUAAAUUCCAAACCAUUCAUUUCUUUCAAAAACUUUGCAUUUAAAAACCAAACAGUUAAAGUUUGUGGAUAUAAUAGAUUCUUAUCAUCAACAAAUCUUCAAUUUCAAUCAAAUUCUUUUAAAGAGCAAAGCAAAACUUUAAAUUAUAAUAAAGAAGUCAAUUUUAAAGUGAAUUUUGAUACAAUGGCUACUACAAUUAACGAUUCAUUGGCUAAAUUGUCAUUAAAAGAACCAACCACUUAUGAAGGUUCUUUCCCAGAAUACAACACUGUUGAUCUUUUAAGAAAUUACAUCACUCAAGAAUUAUCAAAAAUUUCUGGUGUUGACCCAUCUUUAAUUUUCCCAGCUUUAGAAUGGACAAAUACUUUAGAUCGUGGUGAUUUAUUAAUCCCAGUUCCAAGAUUACGUAUCAAAGGUGCUAAACCACAAGAUUUAGCCGUUGAAUGGGCUGAAAAUUUUCCAUUAGGUGAAUACUUAUCAAAAGUUGAAGCUAAUGGUGCUUUCAUUCAAUUCCAUUUUGCUCCAAAAUUCUUAUUCAACGUCGUUAUUAAAGAUGUUUUAACUCGUAAAGGAGAUUAUGGUUCAUCUCCUAUUGGUCAAAAUAAAAGAGUUUGUGUUGAAUUCUCUUCUCCAAAUAUUGCUAAACCAUUCCAUGCUGGUCAUUUACGUUCCACUAUUAUCGGUGGUUUCUUAUCUAAUUUAUACGAAAAACUUGGUUGGGAUGUCACCCGUAUCAAUUAUUUAGGUGAUUGGGGUAAACAAUUUGGUCUUUUAGCUGUUGGUUUUGAAAGAUAUGGUAGUGAAGAACAAUUAGCUAAAGAUCCAAUUAAUCAUUUAUUUGAAGUUUAUGUUAAAGUUAACAAAGAUGUUGAAAAUGAAGGUGAUUCAUUACCAGAAGAAGAAUCAACCAAUGGUCAAGCUCGUGCUUUCUUUAAAAGAAUGGAAGAUCAAGAUCCAACUGCUUUAAAACAUUGGGAAAGAUUUAGAGCUUUAUCAAUUGAAAAAUAUAUCAGUACUUAUAAACGUUUAAAUAUUCAAUAUGAUGUUUAUUCAGGUGAGUCUCAAGUUCCUCAAGAAUUAAUGAAUAAAGCUUUAGAAAUCUUUAAAGAAAAAGGUUUAACUCAUGAAGAUAGAGGUGCUCUUUUAAUUGAUUUGAAAAAAUUCAAUAAGAAAUUAGGUAAAUGUAUUGUUCAAAAAUCUGAUGGUACUACUUUAUACUUAACAAGAGAUGUUGGUGAAGCUAUUCAACGUUAUGAAAAAUACAAGUAUGAUAAAUCUAUUUAUGUUGUUGCAUCUCAACAAGAUUUACAUGUUGCACAAUUCUUUGAAAUCUUAAAACAAAUGGGUUUCGAAUGGGCUAAAAACUUAUUACAUAUCAAUUUCGGUAUGGUUCAAGGUAUGUCAACUAGAAAAGGUACUGUUGUUUUCUUGGAUAACAUUUUAGAAGAAACCAAAGAAAAAAUGCAUGAAGUUAUGAAGAAAAAUGAAGCUAAAUACGCUCAAAUUGAAAAUCCAGAUGAAGUUGCUGAUUUAAUUGGUAUUUCAGCUGUUAUGAUUCAAGAUAUGCAAUCUAAACGUAUCAAUAAUUAUGAAUUCAAAUGGGAACGUAUGACUUCAUUUGAAGGUGAUACUGGUCCAUACUUACAAUAUGCUCAUUCACGUUUAAGAUCAGUUGAAAGAAAAUCUGGUAUUUCAACUGAAAAAUUAGCAAAUGCUGAUUUCUCAUUAUUAGUUGAACCACAAGCUGAAUUAUUAAUCCGUUUAUUAGGUCAAUAUCCAGAUGCUUUAAGAAAUGCUUCUAAAACUCAUGAACCAUCAACUAUUGUUACUUAUUUGUUCAAAUUAACUCAUCAAGUUUCAUCAUGUUAUGAUGUCUUAUGGGUUGCUGGUCAAACUGAAGAAUUAGCAACUGCUCGUCUUGCAUUAUAUUCUGCUGCUCGUCAAGUCUUGUAUAACGGUAUGACCUUAUUAGGUUUAACUCCAGUUGACAGAAUGUAA